Drosophila elegans is the source of this 3303-nucleotide messenger RNA. RefSeq lists its product as uncharacterized. NCBI's taxonomy places the organism in Eukaryota, Metazoa, Arthropoda, Insecta, Diptera, Drosophilidae. The transcript is spliced from 3 exons. Bases 1 to 3303 code for a protein of 1100 amino acids. The record is from RefSeq and is a predicted model, not a curated record.
AUGGCCUGGUGGGUUAUCCUUCUUCUCUGCGCUGGGAACUCAGGUGCCCAGUUAAUGGAUAUAGCCAGUAAAAGAGAACCCUACUUAGAGGAGAGUCUGUUUAAUCUUCUUCUAAGAUUGCAACUGGAGGAAACCUACGACACUUUACUUGUCUAUGGAGAAGAUUGCCUUUUCCACUCCCUGUCCAGACGUUUGGAUGUCUCCACAGUGCUGGUGUCUUCGGGAAGCACUAAUUUUGAUUGGAAUUUCAGCACCCUAACACUUGUACUUAGUUGUGGGUUUCAAGCCGAGAAAGAGGAAAACUAUCGAACCCGGAUGAAGCUGCAAACAAACAGGCGUCUAAUCCUUCUGAGGGAUGAUAUUCAACCAGAGACUGUAUGCGAAUAUUACACGAAAAAGGACCAGUAUAAUAUAGCCAUGGUAAAAGUCGACUUCGAUCAGUUUGGAGAAGUCAACUCCUGUCGCAUUUUUCAAGACCGAAAAUAUAAGAAGAUCAAUAUUUUCGAGGGUCAACACAUUUUCAUAGAACAAUUUCGAAACAUGCGCGGAGCUCCGAUCAGAACAAUCACAGACAACUUCGCUCCCGGAUGCAUGAUUUACAGAGACCCGAAAACAGGUGAAGAGAAGUAUACUGGAUUUCUGGCUAAUUUGAUAGUCCACUUCGUGAAGAAGGUAAAUGCCACCAUGGCUAUGCAGCUUAAUUUGAUUGAGGACGGAGGGCAAAUAUCGUUCGAUAGUAUUUCAAAUUGGACGUCGGAGGACCUUCUGGAUAUUGGCAUGAGCGAAGGCGCAUCCUGGGACAUGUCGAACUACGAUACGCUUUCUUAUCCGUACCUAGUAACAUCUCACUGCUUCAUGGUUCCUCUUCCGGACUUGGUGCCAUUCAGAGAGCUGUACAUGCUAAUCGUAGAUCCCCCCGUCCUGGCCGCGCUCUUUGUUAUAUUCUGCACCAUCUCGCUGCUCCAGUUCUACACCCAGAGGAAGUCCUGGCGCGGCUUGAGCCUGUCCGGCGUGCUGCUAAACGAUAUUUGUUUGAGGGGAUUUGUUGCUCAGCCGUUUCCCUUUCCACUUCAGUCCAGCAAAAAACUGAAACUGCUGUGCCUGAUUGUUUGCUUUACCAGCCUCAUGAGCACCACCAUGUAUUUGUCAUAUCUGCAGAGCUUCAUGUGUGGUUUGCUGCACGAGCCGAUGAUGCGCAGCGUACUCGAUGUGGAGAAGUCCAGGUACAAGGUGGCCGUACCCUGGUUCGAACUGGAUGUGCUGCUAAGCUUUAACAUCACCAAGGAGAAGAUGCUGAUCAUAGAGGACGCCGACCAAUUCGAUCUAUUGCGGAGGAGCUUUGAUGGUAAUUUUAUCUACCCGAUAGUGGAAGCACGCUGGAGCACCUUCAACGAACAGCAGAAACUCUUCGCCAACCCCAUGUUCUACUACUCCGAUUCACUCUGUCUAUACAACGUCGACACCUUGACUAUUCCUAUUCGACGACACCUGCCCUAUCGUGAUCUCUUCGAGGAGCACAUUAUGCGCCAGCAUGAGUUUGGCUUGCCGAUGUACUGGAUCGCUCGGAGCUUUAUGGAUAUGGUGACCCUCAAACUUACGCCGUUUCAGGACUUAAGUCCACCACGCCGGAAUGAUCAAAUCGAAAUAGGGGAUAUUGUUUGGGUUUUAGGCAUGUUCGGGGCUGGAUUAGGCAUAAAUAAGUACGACAUACUGUUAAUCUACGGAGAGGAUUGUGUUUUUCCUUCCCUAACCAGACGUCUGCCAAUAUCCACAGUGCUGGUGUCUUCGGGAAGCACAAACUUCGACUGGAACUUCGGCUCCCUAACACUUAUAAUUAGUUGUGGGUUUCAAGCCGAGAAAGAGGAAAACUAUCGAACCCGGAUGAAGCUGCAAGCAAACAGGCGUUUAAUCCUUCUAAGGGAGGAUAUUCAACCAGAGACCGUAUGCGAAUAUUACACGAAAAAGGACCAGUAUAAUAUAGCCAUGGUAAAAGUUGACUUCGAUCAGGACGGAGUAGUCCACUCGUGUCGAUUUUUUCAAGACCAAAAAUAUGAGAAGAUCAAUAUUUUCGAGGGUCAACACAUUUUCAUAGAACAAUUUCGAAACAUGCGCGGAGCUCCGAUCAGAACAAUCUCAGACAACUUGGCUCCUGGAUGUAUGAUCUACCGGGAUCCAAAAUCAGGUGAAGAGAAGUACACCGGAUUCGUGGCCAAUUUGCUAAACAAUUUCGUGGAAAAAGUUAAUGCCACCAUGGAAAUGCAGGUUAAUUUAAAUGAGGCCGGAGAGAAAAUAUCGUUUGUGAAUAUUUCAAAGUGGACGGCGGAGGACCUUCUGGACAUUGGCAUGAGCGAAUCCGCAUCCUGGCAUAUGUGGAACUACGAUACGCUUUCUUAUCCGUACCUAAUAACUUCCCACUGCUUCAUGGUUCCUCUUCCGGAUUUGGUGUCGUACAAUGACCUGUACUUGCUAAUCAUAGAUCCGCCCGUCCUGGCCGCGCUCUUUGUUAUAUACUGCACCAUCUCGCUGCUCCAAUUCUACACCCAGAGGAAGUCCUGGCGCGGCCUAAGCCUGUCCAGAAUGCUGACGAACGAUAUGUGUUUGAGGGGAUUUUUGGGUCAGUCGUUCCCAUUUUCCCGUCACUCCAGCAGAAAACUGAAACUGCUUUGUCUGAUUGUUUGCUUUACCAGCGUAAUGCUCACCACCAUGUAUGUGUCAUACCUGCAGAGCUUCAUGUGGGGCACUCUGCGCCAGCCGAUUAUGCUGAGCGUACUCGAUGUGGAGAGGUCCAGGUACAAGGUGGCCAUACCCAGUUUCGAAUUGGAAGUGCUGCUAAGUUUAAACCUCAGCGUGGAGAAGUUGCUGAUCUUCGAGGACGCCAGCCAAUUCGAGCAGUUGCGGGAGACCUUUAACGGCGAUUAUAUCUACCCGAUUACCGAAGUCCGCUGGAUCACCUUCAACGAACAGCAGAAGCUCUUCGCAUAUCCCCUAUUCUACUACUCACAUUCACUGUGUCUAUACAACGUCGACACCUACACUGUUCCCAUAAGACGUCACCUGCCCUAUCGCGAUCUCUUCGAGGAGCACAUUUUGCGCCAGAAUGAGUUUGGUUUGCCGAGGUACUGGAUCGAUCGAAGCUUUACCGAUAUGCUAUGGCUAAAACUUAAGCGGUAUGAGGACUUAAGUCCACCACUCCUGGAUGAUGAAAUCGAAAGCCACGUCUGCGUGGAGCUACCUGCCCAGUGCUACCUCAGGAACCCCUUGGAACUCCCUUCCCAUCCCAGCGAGCAGAUACCCAGCAGAUAG